AUUCAGUUAUCUGUGAGCAUUCGGUCGGUUCGGUUGGGAAGCGUUGGUUCGGAUUACAUGCGAGUACAGUGCGCUGGCGACGAACGGUGUUCUCUACGUUCGGACUUUGGAGCAGCUUGGCUACGUUUAGUUUGCUGCCCAUUAUUCCUAUGCCGUUCGUAAGCAGACUGGAGAGUUAGGAGUCUGGUAUACAGUGAGAACGUUCUAAGUGCGGUGAUGACGACGGCUUAGAUUGUCGAUUCAGGUUGGUCGAGGCGCAAAUGGAUAUUCGUGAGCGCGUGUUCGACGCCUGCCAGGUGGCAGCAUAAAGGUGAACCGUCUGUCGUGCAGUUUGGAGAAACUUGUUCAUUGCACUCUUUGAAACGAAUCUGGUUAUGAUAUGCUUUUGAAUCAUAAACAUUGGGUGUUGUGAAAUAGUGCAAUUUGGUGUAUUUUUUUGGCUUGACUUGAGAGGAUUUAUUCAACAAUAUCGAUAAAAAUCGGCGAAGAAGAGUUACCUAGCUGGUUAGUGGAAAGUUGAAGCGAGUUGUUUCGUACGAGGUAGAUAACGAAAUUUACCGGAAACCGGUUACGACCGAGCCGCCGAUGAUAAACAUUCUCGGACAGCGAGGAGUGUGGAUAAAUUCAGUUCAAUACAUUCAAUGAGCAGUGCAUACAAACGUAAUAGUGAUACACGUGAGAACAAAAAUAUAUGUACUUAUAUUUAUCCAAUUCACAAACAUCAUAACAAGUGUGACAAGAGAAAAUAGUGUUUCUUAACUUACAGCCGGCUGCACCGCGAACAAAUAAUUCAGGCGAAUAACAGAAAAGGAGUAACGGCGUAUGGUGUUUGCACAACAAAUGAAUAAAUCUGAUUCUUAAUCCCCACCCAAAUGAACCCAACGCCUCACGCUGAUUUCACCAAAAGUGUAAAAAGCUUCUCUACGGGCAGGUUCGCAGUAAUCGUGGAUAAAGCAUUUAACACACCGCUGACGACGUUUAGAUAGCAGGAAAAAAUUAGACUACCACGUAAACCAAACCCAUAAGCGGGGUCGGUGUGCACCUUGGCUGGCCAUAAAGAACGGCAUCAUGGACUUGAGGUGCUCAUUGGUUUGUGUAACACGCCAAAAGUGAGAGGUGACAGAAAGGUACCGAUUCUAGAAAACAAACACGUAUUUUCGUCUCGCUGGAUAAAAACCUACGACCGGACCGGCAGACAGAGAUAAUGAUCGAUGGUGUCGAGUGAUAAAGUGUGCACGCGGUUGUAAUCAAAUUAGUGAAGGAUUAGUGAUUGAUGAUAAGGGGGCAGGCAAAAUCGUCCGCAGUGACGAGUGGCAAGUGGUGCGAAGAAGAGCACCAGAAGAGCACAAUCAUGUCCGACAUCUGUGAUUUCGAGUGGUCGAACAACCGCUUUCGACAUAAUCUUACCAUAUCCGAUCUCAAGGGGUAUAACAAAAAUGAACCCACCGACAGAAGUAGGGCCCUGAAAGCCCUGAAGGAGCUCAUUGGAGCCAGCAUAGAUUACGCUCUUAAGGAUAAGUCGUGUUUUCAGGAUGACGAGUUCCUGCUAAGAUUUCUUUACGCGCGAAAGUUCAAUGUGGAUGACGCCUUUCAGUUAGUGAUUAAUUACCAUGCUUAUCGACAACGAAACGGUCCUCUGCUGCAGAGGUUAUCAGUGUUGGAUGAAAAUAUUCAGUUAGCUUUGCGGGAUGGGUUUCCUGGUGUGCUGCCGAACAGGGAUCGAAGGGGUAGGAAAGUGUUGAUAUUUUUGGCUGGUAAUUGGGAUUACUCGUCGUACUCACUAGUCACGGUUUACAGAGCGAUGUUACUGUCGCUGGAGAAGCUACUGGAAGAUAAACAAAAUCAAGCGAACGGGUUCAUAGCGAUUGUGGAUUGGACGAACUUCACUUUUCGACAGUCGUCCAAUUUGAAUCCCAAAGUGCUGAAGCUGAUGAUCGAAGGGUUACAGGACUGCUUCCCGGUUCGCUUCAAAGCGAUCCACUUCAUCGGUCAACCGUGGUACGUGGAAGCAGCGCUUGCAGUGAUCCGACCGUUCCUCAAGGAGAAAACACGCGAACGGAUAAAACUGCACGGUGGAAACCUAUCCACCCUGCACGAUUGCGUCGCCCGAGACAUCCUCCCCACCGAGCUUGGCGGCGAGGGACCCACCUUCAAUCCGCUCAACUGGUACCACGAACUGCUCGAGUCGAGCCAAAUCGCAACCAAGCCUGCGCCAUCGUACAUUCUAAGUCAACCCCAGUACUACACCAAAUCCCCGGCGCCAUCGACGCCCCUGGCGAUGACGACAACGACCACGAUCACGACGACGACGACGGGUUCGGAUUUCCUGAAAAGUACCAAAGCAGCCGCGGUGAAGAUCGGAGUGCUCACCACCAAGGCGAACGAUCCGGCCGCGAAUACCCUGCUCGGCGUGGGGAGUGACACGUGACGCUCGCAGGCGCACGAAUCGGAGCGACAACAGCAAAAGCACCAGCCACAACGGUUCCGGACGGUACAGCGUCUCGAUGAUGCAAGGUCCUGAUCUCAAAUAUCCAUUUCCACACAUUUGUGCAUACAUUCAGCAACCAUUUAGCCGGGCUUGCGAGACUCAUCUACUCACCACCGCAUGUCACCGCAAAAACAACGACGACUAGUUCUGCAUCACCGAUGCCGGCCGACGCGGAUACUCCCAAGUGCGCUUAUAGUGUGAUUUAGAAUUUUGCUGUUGCUUCGAGCCUCGAGGGAGAUAAAUAACUUCAACCAAAUGUUCCUCGCGUCCCCCACAGCCUAUAGAGAAUCAUUCAACCGACCAACAACGAGGGACGAUCGCGAUCGCCGGAAAGAUAAUUAACCAUCAACUUCAACAGUCCGCUGUCUAGGAGAUCGUUCCGUCGUCACCGGCACUCCAUCGGACGUUCGUACCGACAUUUGUUAUCUAUUUCGCUCUCGACAGGCAGCGGAUAUGCUAAUUAUCAUACAAACGGAAUGCGCAAUCUACUGCCUACACACCUAACCUAACUUUAUUAGCGCAAAGUCUCGAUCGAUCGUACGCCGAUCAGCUGCUACACGGAUUAUCCCGCUGAUUCCCGUCAUGGUGAAUUAAUAAAUUGAUAACCGUAUUUGAAGAGUAGUGGCUAGUUUAAACAAGGAAAAAAGUCAUGGCACAGAUUCACGUCUGGAAACUUACAACUAUUGCAAAUAGAGUUACAUUACACAUAUAUCGAAAAAAAAAAUAACAGUGAACCAAUUGAGCUUAUAUACUUCCACGAACUGAACAGUUAUAGGAUUAAGUACUGAUGAGUGCAUCAAAUGUUAGACACGUGUAUAUUGGAGGAAGAUGAUCAACAGAGCUUUACUAACGCAUCUCUAUAGUGAGUUUCUUGUUCGAUAACGGGAAAACAUUGGAAACAAUAGUGGACUUGUAGCUUUUACGGCUAAACAUUUACAAUAACUAUAUCAUUGGAGAGAAGUGUAUAGCUUGUCCUGUAUUUAUGCGUAGUUUAGUUGUCAUUAGUCUUACGUUAUUCUUUACAUAGGAGAAGAAAUAAGCAUUUAUUGCGUUCGAAGUUAGCAACAAACAAAGUAUUUUGAAAAUCCGUCCGUUAGACAAAACUAUAGUUGCUACUUAGGAAUUGAGUCUUCAAUGAAGCGUUACAAAUGGUGAAGAACGGACAGUAAUAUUAUAGUUCUUAUCACAAGUACAGUUCAAUAAGUUAUUACACCCUUUCCUGCAUGGCGUUUUACAAAGAUUUUUAGCGUAAGACUUGCGUAAUUGAAAUAAAUCUUGAUUGAAUUAUA
Messenger RNA from Armigeres subalbatus, 3777 nucleotides. RefSeq names its product clavesin-2-like. Gene Ontology annotation, molecular function: phosphatidylinositol bisphosphate binding. The record is from RefSeq and is a predicted model, not a curated record. Gene Ontology annotation, cellular component: membrane. The transcript has 4 exons. Bases 1274 to 2428 code for a protein of 384 amino acids. NCBI's taxonomy places the organism in Eukaryota, Metazoa, Arthropoda, Insecta, Diptera, Culicidae.